UCUCUUCCUCUGCAGAAAACAGACACCACAGAAGAAGUGGAGAGCUACGAGCCUCCCAAAGAGAAGAAGAAGACCAGGAAGGGGAAGAAGGGCGGAGCCAGCCCCGAGGACGAGGAGGGUGAUGAAGGUGAAGGUCAGGUUGAAGGAGAGAGGAACGAAGAGCAGAACGACAGCAAGACGACGCCUCCUGCUGCGCCUCCUGCUGCGCCUCCUGCUGCGCCUCCUGCUGCGCCGCCCUCAGACUCCGAUGAUGAGAGCGGAUCCCGGACUCGAACCAAGGCCAAAGGAAACAAGAAAGGAGGCAAAAAAGCGUCUGUGUCGGAGGAGGAGGAGGAGGACGAGGACGAAGGCGUGAGGAAAGGAGGCCAAGGAGGAGAGAAGGAGGAGGAGUCAGAGGACGAGGAGGAGCUCACCUCCAGGAGAGACAAGAAGAAGAACAAAGGCAAAGCAGCCAAGGUGGAGAGCGAGGACGAUGAGGAGCAGGACGAGGAGGAGGUAGGAGGAGGAGGAGGCGCCAAGAUGAAGACGGCGGCGCAGAAGAAGGCGGAGAAGAAGGAGCGGGACAAGAAGAAGAAGGAGGAGGAGAGGGCGAAGCAGAAGAAGCUGAAGGAGAAGGAGGCGAGCGUCGAGGUGAAGAAAGAGGCCGAGCCCCCUCAGGUGGUCGCUCCACCUGCAGCAGCCACUGAGGAACAGGAAGGGGCGGAGCCAGCAGCCGAGGAGGAGGGCGAGGGCGACAAGAAGAAGAAAGACAAGAAGAAGAAGAAAGGAGAGAAGGAGGAGAAGGAGAAGGAGAAGAAGAAGGGACCAAGCAAGGCCACAGUGAAGGCCAUGCAGGAGGCCCUGGCCAAGAUGAAGGAGGAGGAGGAGCAAGCCAAGAGGGAGGAGGAGGAGCGUCUGCUGAGGCUGGAGGAGGAGGAGAAGCUGAGGCUGGAGCAGGAGCGUCUGGAGCAGGAGCGUAAAGAGAAGAAGAAGCAGAAGGAGAAGGAGAGGAAGGAGCGUCUGAAGAAGGAGGGGAAGCUGCUGACUAAAGCUCAGAAGGAGGCUCGAGCUCGGGCCGAGGCCACGCUGAAGCUGCUGCAGGCUCAGGGUAUUGAAGUGCCAUCCAAAGACUCGAUGCCAAAGAAGAAACCGUUUUACGACCGCAGGAAGAAGAAGCCGAACGCUCAAACACCUGAAGAAACUUCAGAGGUGACUUCACCCGUGCCCGAGACUCCAGAGCCCGUUGCCAUGGAGACGGAGGCCGAGAAGCCGGCUGCAGAGCCAGAGGUGAAGCCAGAAGCUGCGGUGGACGACUGGGAGGCCAUUGCCACUGAUGAAGAGAAAGAGUUGAAGAAAGUCCACAUCGAGGUGAAGGAGGAGAAGAAGAGCGCUCCCGCUCAGCCUGCAGGCAGUGAGGAGGACGAGGAGGAGGAAGAAGACGAGGAAGAGGAUGAGGACGAAGAGGAUGACGAUGAGGAGGAGAGCGAAGAGGAGGCGGAGAAAGAGGUGAAGAAGGAGGCGACGGCGGCUGUGAGUCAGACCAAGAGGAGGCCGGCGAAGGAGAGCGAGGACGAGAGCAGCGAGAGCGACGACGACAGGACGAAGGAGGAGCGGCUUUACGACAGAGCGAAGAGGAGGAUAGAGAAACGCAGGGCAGAGAACAUAAAAAACACAGAUGUGGACACUCUGAGAUCUCCGGUGGUCUGUGUGCUCGGACACGUUGACACGGGAAAAACAAAGAUCCUCGACAAGCUGAGACACACUCAUGUUCAGGACGGUGAGGCUGGAGGAAUCACUCAGCAGAUCGGAGCCACAAACGUACCCAAAGAGACGAUCGAGGAUCAGACGAAGAUGGUUAAAAAUUUUGAAAAGGAAAACCUGAGGAUCCCCGGCAUGCUGAUCAUCGACACACCAGGUCACGAGUCCUUCAGUAAUCUGAGGAACAGAGGCAGCUCUCUGUGCGACAUCGCCAUCCUGGUGGUCGACAUCAUGCACGGUCUGGAGCCUCAGACCAUCGAGUCCAUCAACCUGCUAAAGGAGAAGAAGUGUCCCUUUAUCGUUGCCCUCAACAAGAUCGACCGUCUGUAUGACUGGAAGAAGAGUCCGGAGACCGACGUCGUGGCCACGCUGAAGAAGCAGAAGAAGAACACCAAGGACGAGUUCGACGAGAGAGCAAAGGCGGUCAUUGUGGAGUUCGCUCAGCAGGGUCUGAACGCCGCCCUGUUCUACGAGAACAAAGACCCCCGGACGUUCGUCUCGUUGGUUCCGACCUCGGCCCACAGCGGCGACGGCAUGGGAAACCUCAUCGCCCUAUUGGUCGAGCUCACGCAGACCAUGUUAGCACGCCGGCUAGCACACUGUGACGAGCUGCGAGCUCAGGUCAUGGAGGUGAAAGCGCUCCCCGGGAUGGGAACCACGAUAGACGUCAUCCUCAUUAACGGCACCCUGCGGGAGGGAGAGACCAUCAUCGUCCCGGGGGUGGAGGGACCAAUUGUGACGCAGAUCAGAGGUCUGCUGCUGCCUCCUCCUCUGAAGGAGCUCAGAGUGAAGAGUCAGUACGAGAAGCACAAGGAGGUGUCGACGUCUCAGGGGGUCAAGAUUCUGGGGAAAGACCUGGAGAAGACGCUGGCGGGGCUCCCUCUGCUGGUGGCCCACCAGGAUGACGAGAUCCCCGUUCUGAGGGAUGAACUGAUACGAGAGCUCAAACAGACUCUGAGCUGCAUCAAGUUGGAGGAGAAAGGCGUUUACGUCCAGGCGUCCACGCUGGGAUCCCUGGAGGCUCUGCUCGAGUUCCUCCGCACAUCUAAAGUCCCUUACGCAGGUAUUAACAUCGGCCCGGUUCACAAGAAGGACGUCAUGAAGGCGUCUGCGAUGUUGGAACACGACCCUCAGUACGCAGUGAUUUUAGCGUUUGACGUGAAGGUGGAGAGAGAGAGUCAGGAGAUGGCCGACAGUCUGGGAGUUCGGAUCUUCUGGGCUGAGAUCAUCUACCAUCUGUUCGACGCAUUCACCAAAUACAGAGAGGACUACAAGAAGGCCAAACAGGACGAGUAUAAACAUAUAGCCGUGUUCCCCGCCAAGCUGCGAGUUCUUCCUCAGUUCAUCUUCAACUCCAGAGAUCCCAUCGUGAUGGGCGUGUCGGUCGAGGCCGGCGUCCUGCGGCAAGGAACGCCACUCUGCGUCCCCAGUAAAGGGUUCGUGGACAUCGGCAUCGUCACCAGCAUCGAGAUGAAUCAUAAAUCCGUCGACAGCGCCAAAAAAGGCCAGGAGAUCUGCAUCAAGAUCGAGCCCAUUCCCGGAGAAUCGCCCAAAAUGUACGGCCGACAUUUUGAAGCCACCGACAUCAUCGUCACCAAGAUCACGCGGGCGUCCAUCGACGCUCUGAAGAACUGGUUCAGAGACGAGAUGUCCAAACCUGACUGGCAACUCAUCAUGGAGCUGAAGAAGACCUUCGAGAUCAUCUGAGGGACCAGAAACACACAAACGGAUUACACACACACACACACACACACACACACACACACACACACUUCUUCCCUCAGAUAGCAUCAUGAGGAAGAAAAUGAAAUGGAAAAAAAAUCAACCUAAAAAAAAAAUGUGUUUUUCUGUGAGAAACGAACUGUUUUUUCCACUGUUGUAAACAGUGAUAGUUUAGAGCACACACACACACACACACACACACACACACAGACGCAAACACACUCAUAUACACACACACACACACACACACACACACACUCAUACGGACACUCAGUAUUCCAACGUGCCUGUUCUUCUGCAUCAACGUUGUGUUACUUUCUUCUUCUCUGCUCUCUGAUUUGUGGCUGCUGAUUUGCGUCACAGGCUCCGCCCCCUUUCCUCCCCAGACUGACGAGCUUAACGAAGUCGACAGGUAUUCAGUCACACCAGGUGCAUUGUGGGAUUGUACUGCACAGAAACAGAGCUGAAGGAGGAAUAUAUUUUCUUUUCAUAAAACCACCAAAUCAUUGAGACGGCGCCGGCGAUGAGGUCGACUUUAAAGACUUUAACGAGCUGACUCAGCGUUGCGGUUUGUCGGCCAUGUUGGACGGCGCAGGGUGGAGGUUUAAACGAGGAGGUGACCUCUGGAAGAUUUUAAACUGUUUUUGCUGCAACUGCUGAUGUAAUAAAUUCCCAUGAUUCUGACGAAA
Labrus bergylta (ballan wrasse) is the source of this 4148-nucleotide messenger RNA. NCBI's taxonomy places the organism in Eukaryota, Metazoa, Chordata, Actinopteri, Labriformes, Labridae. The record is from RefSeq and is a predicted model, not a curated record.